AGGACACUCGGCACAGUAUACGCUUUGAACGUGUGAGUCAUCUAAACCACGCGAAUACGACGCGUCAUCAACACGAGGCAAAGUUCGCUGGGGAUAUAAGAAGGUUCGUUUUUGUACAAGUUGCAAAAGGUUUGACCAUCCCGUCCUAUCCUUCGUAUCGUCCGCCCUCUCUCCGCCAUGGAUUCGUCUUCUCGCAGACGUGCAGAAUCGUCCCCUGCGUACCCUGCGCACGGACCCGCAAAUCUUACUCGGCACAAACGAGUUGGCUCUCCGCCAAAAGCUGGACCAUCUCGGGUGACCUACACAACUAUUCGCGAGAGCUCUCCACCUCGACAUGAGCGACAGAUCCAUGGGUCAUUUUCUGGCGCUGGGACUGGCGCUGGGCCACACCCAUCGGUCAGACAUGCCACGCCAUACCACUCACCAGCAAAUACCAAGCAGGGCUCGCAGCUCUCGCAUAGGCCAACGCCCAUGUUCAGACAGUUCUCCAGGUUCAGAGAGGAUGUUGAUAAAGACGUCCAAUACCCAGAAAGCGUCGUGCAGACGCCGGAUCCACCGCCUCCACAACCACCUUCACGAAAGGCGAAAUUCAGGUUCAGAAGACCGAGCCUACCGCCCUCGCCAACUUCGCCUACGCGGGAAGCGCCGCCACUCAUUGUAGCUGUGGACAAGAAACCAGAGCCAGGUCCAUCAUCACCAACACGCAAGCUGCAGAAGCCAAAGCCGAGCCCGACAAUCAGUGAUACAGAGCGCAGGGACUGGUUGCGUUUGAACGAGACUAUUCAGAGGCGACUGAGUGAGGAGGCAAAGAUGGAGUCUGCGCCAGUAUCACCACCGCCGACGUUGAGAAGUCCUCAGCGGACAAAGCCCGAGGUUAUAUUGAGUAGGUGACUAGCAUGGGGUAUAGAGAAAAUAAAAAUGAUUGGGAGACAACGGCGUACUGUGCAGCGAUGUGGUUGAGAUGAAAGUUGGAGCCUUAGAACGAGCUCUUGUACUGGCAUAGGUGGUAGACCGGUCCGGCCGGGGAGAAAUGAUACGAAAUAUGGUGACCGCC
This is a messenger RNA of Stereum hirsutum FP-91666 SS1, 1054 nucleotides long. RefSeq lists its product as uncharacterized. The coding region runs from base 178 to 891 and encodes 237 amino acids. Lineage: Eukaryota; Fungi; Basidiomycota; Agaricomycetes; Russulales; Stereaceae. The record is from RefSeq and is a predicted model, not a curated record. The transcript has 3 exons.